Saccostrea cuccullata (small rock oyster) is the source of this 1800-nucleotide messenger RNA. Its product is annotated as piggyBac transposable element-derived protein 4-like. Bases 1 to 1800 code for a protein of 599 amino acids. NCBI's taxonomy places the organism in Eukaryota, Metazoa, Mollusca, Bivalvia, Ostreida, Ostreidae. The record is from RefSeq and is a predicted model, not a curated record. The transcript has a single exon.
AUGGAGGUCGUCGAAGAUGUGCUAGAUGGAAAUGCGGUUUUACAGGACGUAGACCAUGAGAACAGAGAUAUUAUUAGAGAAAUAUUCAUGGCCGAUGAUUCAGAUGAGGAAUUUUUAGGAUUUAAUCCAGAAGAUCUCGACAAUGACGAAGGUACGGCUGAUUUCGAGGAGGACUUCAUUCAAGGAAACUUGGGCGGAGACUAUGGCGUUCGCAACUUACAGUUUCGUGGCGAGAAAAAAAUAAACGUAGAGCUCGAUGAGCACACAGAAAUGGUGGAUUUCUUUAAACUGUAUGUUACAGAUGAAUUUGUUAAUGAAAUUCUCGUGGUAGAAACUAACAAAUAUGCUCAAGAUUUCCUUAAUUCUGCGCAAGGCCGAAAUCUCAAACCUCAGUCUAGAUUUCACAAAUGGACAGACGUUACGAAGGACGACAUGACGAGGUUUAUAGCGAUGGUAAUUGCUAUGGGACUAGUCCAGCACCACGACAUACAGGACUACUGGAGCAAGGAUGAGAUGCUUGAGACCCCUUUCUUUGGUAAAACAAUGACAAAAAACAAAUUCCUAUUAAUAUUGUCACUGUUUCAUUUAAACAACAAUGACAAUCAGAUACCACGAGGACAAGAUGGAUACGAUCCGAUAUUCAAAGUCAGAAGAGUGUAUGAACAUUUCAGGACGAAGUUCAGUGAACUAUAUUCUCCUGGAGAAAACAUCGCCAUUGACGAAGGAAUGAUAGCAUGGAGAGGACACCUAUCAUUCCGGGUCUACAUGCCCGACAAACCGGAUAAGUUUGGUGUGAAACUUUUCAUGCUUUGCGACUCGAGCAAUGGAUAUUGCUCACAGCUCGAGCUUUAUCAUGGAACAUCAGAAAAUCCAUCAGAGAAGGGGAAGAUCUAUGACUUGGUGAUGAGGCUGAUUAAUCCAUACCUUGGUAAAGGUCACAAGUUAUACGUUGACAACUACUACACGUCACCAAUAUUAUUUCACGACUUGUACCAGAAAAAGACGGGGGCAUGUGGAACGCUACGCACCAACAGAAGAGGCGUUCCCGCAGAUCUGAAGACUGUAAAACUGAAAAAAGGAGAAAGUGUGGCAAUGACCAAUGGAACCCUUCAGCUCCUGAAGUGGAAGGACAAACGGGACGUCCACAUGUGUACUUCAAUACAUGAUGCUUCAUUUGUUGAUGUACCUGGACGAGUGGACCGCACGACAGGGGAACAAAUUCGAAGACCAAAAUGCAUUGUAGCUUAUGACAAACACAUGGGAGCAGUUGAUCGCUGUGACCAGAUGAUUACCUACCCGGCCUUCAAACGCAGGACGCUGAAGUGGUGGAAAAAAGUGUUUUUCCAUCUGCUAAUGAUGGCCACCCUGAAUGCCUACCUGUUGUACAAGGAACAUUGUGCAAAAUGGAGAAAAAAACCAGUUUUGCACAGGAUUUUCCGAAGGGAAGUUGUGAAGGCCCUUAUUGGUGAGACCAGCCCUCAACCAGUAACUGUAAGGGGGGCUGUAAAUCCAAGAGACAUGGAACGGCUGACUGGGCGUCACUUCCUUUCCAAGAUCAAGCAGAAGGAAGGUAACAAGUCUAAGCCUCUGAGGACGUGUCCAGUGUGCUCUACCACAACGGGAAAAAGGAAAUCUGUUGGAGACGGUCGCAAAACAGUACGGUCAUCCUAUGAAUGUAGGAUAUGUGAUGUAGGACUAUGCGUAGAUCCUUGUUUUGAAUUAUACCAUACUAAUAAGGACUUCAAACAAGCCUACCAAAGACGUCAGGACCAAAAUGUGGAGUCUGAUGAUUCAGAUUAA